GAGCUUGUUAAUUGACAGAGAGCAGUGCAUCUAGACAGCAGUGGACAACACUCGCGGUAGAUCUAUCUCGUCGACAUUAUUUUUCCAUUUGAAAGCACCCAAUGAAGAAGAUGGUCUGAUAACGGAUUUUCAAGACUAAAACCACGAAUGUAAUUUUAGUACAUUCAACAUCGAGCGCGCGCAACGCCCGCUUAGGUUUUUUUCGUCUCGACACCCGUCUCCUCUUUGAGAGCUAAGUUCCCAUGCGAUUCUUCAGACUCACAUUUAAGUGUUUCGUGGAUUGUUUUUGAAGGUGCUGUCCAAUUCGGUGUUUUUCUUUUGAGAGAUUGUCUUCCAAAAUUAUAUAAUUUAAUUUUACAAUCCCAAAAUUUAUUAAAAAAAAAUCGAUUCUGACCACCGUCUCAUCGUUGCGUGUUCGAUAUUGCAAAGCGAUAACUUAAAUAUCUUGUGACUUGAAACAUAACCGUGAUAUAAAGAAGGGCACGGACCAGACCCUAUCUAAAGGGCUGUCCGAAGUGAAUCAAAGGGACGAUAUUGGGUCCAUAAAGGGAAAACGACCCAAACGAGUAUAAGAUUAAGAGAGAGUGGAAGGUUUUAUCCGGGAUUAUUCUGAAUCCUAUUGACUGAUCUUUUUACUGGUUUUCACCUCAGUGUUACCUGGACAUUGAGGGUGUUUUGUUUACAAGUGCGUAAUUGGGAUGGAGAAAUCUGCAUACAGCACCGACAGCAGCGAAGUGAGCGUGGUCCUGGGAGAGGAGAAAAAGGGUCAUCUCAUCCCGAACGGGAACGGACACCAAACUGGCGUAAAUGGCAACCUCAUUGGAAGCGGCGGCGCGGCCGGCGCUGCACCUGCCGGGAUGGCGUCAGCAGCGAAGCCAGGGUAUCCCGAACGAGAGACUUGGACCAGACAGAUGGACUUUAUCAUGUCCUGCGUGGGCUUCGCAGUGGGUCUGGGGAACGUCUGGCGUUUCCCCUAUCUCUGCUAUAAGAACGGUGGAGGAGUAUUCUUGAUCCCCUACAUGCUGAUAGUGAUUGUGGGGGGUAUUCCUAUCUUCUUCCUGGAGAUCGCUCUGGGACAGUUCAUGAAGGCAGGCAGCAUCAAUGUGUGGAACAUCGCACCGUUGUUUAAAGGCCUGGGCUAUGCCUCCAUGGUGAUUGUGUUCUUCUGUAACACCUACUACAUCAUGGUGCUGGCCUGGGGCUUCUACUACUUCAUCAAGUCCUUCAGCUCCACACUGCCCUGGUCCACCUGCGACAACCCCUGGAACUCAGAGAACUGCAUUGAGUUCUACCGCUGCGACACCAACAGCUCGCUUGGCAACAUCACGCACGGCAACACCACGCACGGCAACAUGACCUGCGAGGAGCUGGCCAACGGUCGCUCGUCCAUCAUCGAGUUCUGGGAAAAUAAGGUGUUGAACAUCUCAGAAGGGCUGGACCACCCUGGAUCGAUUAACUGGGAGAUGUUGCUGUGCCUGAUGGCUGUGUGGGUGAUGGUCUACUUCUGUGUUUGGAAGGGAGUCAAGUCCACUGGCAAGAUUGUUUACUUCACAGCUACUUUUCCUUACGUGGUUCUCAUCAUCUUGCUGGUGAGGGGCGUGACCCUGCCCGGCGCCUAUGAUGGCAUCAUGUACUACAUCAAACCUGAUUGGUCCAAACUGGGCGAGGCGCAGGUGUGGAUCGAUGCAGGAACUCAGAUCUUCUUCUCUUACGCUAUUGGUCUGGGCGCUCUCACCGCCCUGGGCAGCUACAACAGAUUCAACAAUGACUGCUACAAGGAUGCCUUCAUGCUGGCUCUGAUUAACAGCGGCACCAGCUUCUUCGCUGGCUUCGUGGUGUUCUCCAUCCUGGGCUUCAUGGCCAAAGAGCAAGGAGUGGAUAUCUCCCAAGUGGCAGAAACAGGUCCAGGCCUGGCCUUCAUAGCCUACCCCAAGGCCGUGUCCCUGAUGCCCGUGGCGCCCGUCUGGGCGGCUCUGUUCUUCUUCAUGCUGCUUCUGCUGGGACUCGACAGCCAGUUUGUUGGUGUGGAGGGUUUUGUAACAGGCAUUCUGGAUCUGUUUCCGGGAAAGGAUUACAUGCGCUGGCGACGUGAAAUCGCUGUGGCAAUCUGCUGUUUAUUAUGCUUCAUCAUAGAUCUCUCCAUGGUUACACAGGGAGGGAUGUACGUCUUCCAGCUGUUUGACUACUACUCAGCCAGCGGUAUGACCCUGCUGUGGCAGGCAUUCUGGGAAUGCAUAAUUGUCGCCUGGGUCUACGGUGCUGACCGCUUUAUGGAUGACAUAGCUCGUAUGAUUGGCUACCGGCCUUUCCCCUAUAUGAAGUGGUGCUGGUCAUUUAUCACUCCAUGUGUUUGCAUGGGUAUCUUCCUGUUCCACCUGGUGAACUACAAGCCUCUAACCUACAACAAUGUGUACGUGUAUCCAUGGUGGGGCGAGGUGAUUGGCUGGUGCAUGGCCCUGUCCUCCAUGCUCUGCAUCCCUGUCAGCGUGCUCUACAAGCUCUUCAGGGCCAAGGGCUCCUUCCAAGAGCGCUGGGACCACCUGACCAAGCCGGUGUGGGGUGCUCACCAACUGGAGUACAUGGCGCCUGACACAGACAUCAAGCGCUUGGCCUCCCUCUCUCCCGGCACCGAGGAGAAUAAGGUCAUCAUCUUCGAGAGUGUGAUGUAGAACACACUGGGCUGAUGAUGUAGACCACGGAUGACAAACAACCUCCUCCUGCUGUUCCCACAGCAACGUAGCACCAGCCACCACGUGACCUUGACCUGUUGUCACCUUGGGUUACAAGCGAGAAACCUUUGACAAAUCAAUUUUGAAAAUUCAAUGUUCUUAUCGAAACAAAUCCAAAUCUAAUUUGAAAACGUAUUGACGUCAGAGGUCAGGCUUCUCUAUCUUGGGUGUUGGUUAUCAAUGUCCUGCAGUGUUUUGAGAUAGAGACACGGUGCCAGGCCAUACUCGGAUGGUGUUUGUAUUUGGGUGGGGGGGUGGGGGUUGGUCUGAGUGUGUAUAGGCCCAUGCGCCAGGGUGAAUUUACACCCUUUGAAUAUGAUCCGCAGAAUUCCCUUCCGCUUACUUCCCAACUGAAUGGAAUGUCAUGAACUAACACAUUACAAAUGGGUACACACACACACACCCAAGCACACACACACACCCAAGCACACACACACACACACACCCAAGCACACACACACACAGACUAGAUUAGAAGGGAGCCAAUGAGCAUUGUUAUUGGGACUUAACCUACAUUUUAAACACCUUAUCCGAGAACAUGAAUGAAGCACUUUAUUUCCUUGAAGUUACAUGACAUGUUUUUCAUUAAAAUCCAAUAAAAAAGAAAAAACAUUUUUUAAUCACUAUCAUCGUGUACCACUCACCAUGUAUCACAUUGUGUAUCACUACUGUAAUUUGACUAAAUUGACACAUUGUCAGUAACAUACCUGUCCUGUAUGAUACAUAAAGUAGCCUUGUUACUUUCAGGCCCCUUAUACAACUAGUUGCCAAAUUACCACAGCCCCGUCACUGUAAUGUGUGGUUCAUGCCAUGCCCAGUAUAUAGCUGUAUACACUGUUGUGUAUGUACAUAUAUAUGGCUGUGCAUAGGUUUAUUGAAGUGCCAAAUGGAAUGUUCUUGUCUAUCUCUGGUUGAUGUCAGGCAGAGUGGCUAUAGUUGCCAUAUUCACUUCACAGAGACUUAACUGUUUAUGGAUCCACAUAUUAUUAUCCACAUAUAGUUUAGUCUCUGACUCUACCUUCAGUAUCUCUGUUUGCCUGACUCUGUCCCAAAUGCUCUGUGUCCUCUGUCGAAAUGCUGGAUAUCUGGACUCUCCAGGGUGAUGCUAGGCAACGCAGCCAUGUCAUGGCAGCGGUUGUUGUCCUUGUCCUGGAUGUAGAUGUCUGUCUUCCUCAUAGGGACACAGACAGACAGAAAGACAACUUCACAGAUCACCAGCAGCAGCAGAAAGGCUGCUGUCCUGUCUGUUCCUGAUACAUAUUACCUUAUGGAUGUUUCUAGAUAAGAAUGACCGUCCCAUCCCAAUUUUUCUUUACUUUCAAGUAGAAAGCAAGGAAACAAUGGAUCAUAGACCAGAGAGGGGGAGAAAGGGAGAGAUGUAGCCUGGAGCAGGAUUUAAUCCUCAGUCUCUAUGGAGUUAUAUUGUGCAAAUGUAUGUAGAAACCACAGCCUAAUAGUUGAAGUCUCUCACCUCCAUCUCUGAGCAGCUGGGAGACCGGUGGCUUUCCAACCGGAGGUCCCAGGAUAGUUUGCUUGCUUCUCAAUGAGACACAGAUGUAGCUCGAGGCUCAGUUGGUGUGCUGUAGUCUGGUCUGGUCUGUACAUAAAAUUUGCCACACACGAAUGGUUCCCUAUUCAUGUAUCAGUCCUCCGUGCUCCCAGACACAGUCUCAGCGUGCAGGAGAGGUCAGUUCUCUUCCGGAAGACUCUGGUCUUGUUAGUAGACAUUGCUAGAAGCAGCUGUCAUCUCAACCAUGAACGCUCAGACAGAGAGAACAUUAGUCACUCUGAGGCCAUUACUAUCAGCACUGCAGUGGCAACCCAUUUCCAAGACAGCAAGUACGUAUUAAAAUUAUGAUUUAUAACAGACAAAAAGUGUUUCUGCUGCCGAUCUUCAGACAGAGGAUUCUUCGAUGCCAAACCAUGCCUUAUGUUGUUUGUCUUAAAUCUAGAGCCCGUUAGGUCUCAUCAUACCAGCCAAAUGCUCAGAUGCUCAGAGGGACAGUUCUGGGGGACAGCCACAGGGAAUUCUGCUACCCAUUAACAUAUGAGAAAACAUACAAUCAAUUUGGAAAUGGGUGAAAAUUAUUAUUAACGUCAAAGAAAAUAAUUUCGGGAAUGUAAAAUCUAUAAAACGACAUUUGCACAUUGUUGUAAAAUAAUCUUGCUAACACUUUUAAUCGUGUUAGAAGAACGAUUUUUGUUUUGUUUUACAUAUUGUAAAAUGAAUCAGAGAUUUAUUUUGUGAAGGCUUUUAUUUUGCUUAUACAUACAGUAUAAAACAUAUAUAUAUUGAAUAUCCUUGUGUGUUAUAUAUACAUUAAAAAAAACUUUUCAUGCAGUAUAUAAUUUUGAUGAGGGAGAUUUCAUAUGGGAAGGGCAUGUGUCACUGUGUCGCUGCGAUGCAGUGCAGGACAAGCUUGUGAGUGAUAACUGGAGGUAUAUUCGGGGUUAAUACACAGAAAGGGAAUUAUUUUGAUUUCAAAUAUCAAGUGCUCAAGUGUUAGAUUUCUGUCUUAGAUUACCUGUGUGUGUUUACAUAAUACAUGUUUUUCCCUCAGACCACCCAGUGCUCAGAAAAUCUGGAAUAAUUAUUUUCAGAAAAUAUAUUUUUGUUAAGUCUAAAAAACUUUUGAAAAGUUGAUUAUAAAUCACAGGACAUCCAUUAUGAGUUUGUAGAGUCCAGUAAAACUGACAUUUAGAGGAUAUUUGAUUGUACAGUUAUUGGAAUAUUUUUUAUAGUUUGCCUAGCAUCAGACCCUCAAAACAAGAUGUUAAUUUAAUCUCUUUCUCAUCUUCCCAAAUGCCUGAUACCUCACAUCUAAACACUUCUCUUAAUUUGUCAAUGUUAAAACCAGAUGUCAACAUUAGUCAUGGUUUUGAUACAGAAACUUGGAUACAGACAUAACAUUUUAUCCCCUUUGUUCUGUAACUAUGUCUGCCUGUACAACUGUUGAUAGUCAGAUUAGAGUGAGAUACUACGCCUGGUGGCAAGAUAAACAUGAGUUUAAAAGUGCCACUCCGAGGAUUGUCUUUGGACCCAAAGUUAAGCACCAGGACCCAAAACACUGUUUAUAGGAUGGUUAUUAUAGUCAGACAUUUUGAGUUGAAGAUAUUUCUGUCAUAGAUUCUAGCCUGGGUUGGUCUAAAGGUGAAAAAUGUUAACUGUAGUAAUUAAACGUAGGAAAAAAACUAAAUGAAAAUGUACAUUACCAAAAUCAUAUGUAUGGUGUCAUCUUUUGCGCUCUGCCAAAUUAUUCUUGACAGUAUCUUUACUCCAAGAGAUGAAUAUACUGUUUGACAGAGGGAAACCAGCGUAACCUAGUUAACAAAAUCUUUAUCUGAAUGUAUUGAUCACCUUUCAAUUGAUGGUGUUUUUACAAAUAAAACAUUAUUAAAUUCUUGAAAACAUAUAUAUUCUGUGAAAAUACUGACCAACUAACCUGGUCACAAUACCAUUUUACUAUACCCAUGCAGUGCAAAUAAACCCAACUUGAAUGUUUUAGUCAAAUGUGAACCAGCUAAGUAGAUUGCAAGUUAACUAACAAUUCACAGUUGAAGGACUUGUUUAUUCUCACUGUGUGUGAGAAUAACUCUUUAAGAUUAUCUUGAUUAUUGGUUACUAAUUAGCAGUUUAAAUCAACAUAAGAGACAACUGCAGGUCAAGUGAUUGCUUUGGAAAAGGAUACUGUCCAGAAAAGAUAUAAUACCAUUGUUAACUUCAUUAUCUAACUUUUAUCAUUGUGCUUUGUAUCACGUGAGAUGUAACUGCAGUCUUCCAUUCUUGAUUCUAGAAUAGAGAUUAAAAAAAACAUGAUUCUAUGAUUCUUAACAACUUUGACUGUAGAACCAUGUUGAUUGCCAGUGUUCAUUCAGUGUUGACCCUCACGCUGUCUGAAGGGCUUCAUGCUAACUAAGACCACUGUGAUCCUGUGCUAAAACUACCCACUCACUCCACAUCAAGUAACAAAUGGCAAUAAAACUAACUUUAUGUUGAAA
Messenger RNA from Osmerus eperlanus (European smelt), 6728 nucleotides. It is a transcript of the gene slc6a8, whose product is annotated as solute carrier family 6 member 8. The record is from RefSeq and is a predicted model, not a curated record. Gene Ontology annotation, biological process: sodium ion transmembrane transport. The coding region runs from base 699 to 2669 and encodes 656 amino acids. The transcript has 13 exons. Gene Ontology annotation, cellular component: plasma membrane. Gene Ontology annotation, molecular function: gamma-aminobutyric acid:sodium:chloride symporter activity. Lineage: Eukaryota; Metazoa; Chordata; Actinopteri; Osmeriformes; Osmeridae.